AUGCACAGAAGGGCUGAUAAAAAAGCAAAGGACAAACUCAGAGACAUACUUGGGAGUAUCCUAUAUGAAAACAGAAAUAGCGAAAGCGCAACAUUAAAUACCAGCCCGGGUGUAGCUACACGAAUACGAGCGGUCAAUUGGUGCACCAAGACAAUUACACAAUGGAUUCUUCGUCCACUUCUGCUCAGGUCCGGAGCCCAUAGGAUCCUGUUCGGGCUAUGGAACAAGCAAAUUAUUCAAUUUCGACGCUCAGGUCGAGCGGUUGACAUAGAGAAAGCAGUGAACUAUGCGACCCAUGCACUGGCACUCACUCCCGACACUCACCCUGACUUGUCAAGUCGGUAUGUUGCGCUAGGGGUGUCAUACACCAGUCGAUAUGGGCACACCAGCAAGCUUUCCGACCUCGAGAAGUCAAUCGAAUGUGAUUCUCGCGCACUCGAACUCACUCCCAACAACCAUCCCGACUUGCCAUCGCGACAUGCUGCGCUAGGCCUGUCAUACGCCCAUCGGUACAGGCGCCUUGGUGACCUCGCUGACCUAGAGAAGUCAGCCGGAUGCAACUCCCGCGCGCUAGCACUCACUCCCGAAAACCAUCCCGACUUGCCAGACCGACAUGCUGCGCCGGGCGUGUCAUACGCCGAUCGAUACAAGCGUCUUGGUGACCUCGCUGACCUCGCGGCGGCAAUCGAAUCCAAGUCCUGCGCACUCAAACUCACCCCCAAAGGUCACCCUCGUUUGCAAGACCGCCAUGCUGCGCUAGGUGUGUCAUACACCGAUCGAUACCAACGGCUAGGAGAGCUCGCUGACCUUGAGAAGUCAAUCGAGUAUGACUCUCGCGCACUAGAACUUACCCCUGACCACCACCCUCACUUGCCAGGCCGGUAUGCUGGCCUAGGCAUCUCAUACAGAAAUCGGUAUCAACGCCUUGGAGAGCUUGCUGAUCUUGAGAAGUCAAUCGAGUCCAAGUCUCGUGCACUCAAACUCACUCCUGACGGUCACCCCGAUUUGGCAGACAGACAUGCUACGCUGGGCAUAUCAUACACCGAUCGAUACAAGCAUCUUGGCAAGGUCACUGAUCUUGAAAAUUCAAUUGAAUGCCACUCUCAUGCGCUUGCAAACACUCCUGACCGUCACCCUCGCCUGUCCGACCGGCAUGCUGCGCUGGGGAUGUCAUACACAGAUCGAUAUCAACGCCUUGGGGAGAUCGCUGACCUCGAGAAGUCAAUCGAAUCCAAGUCUCGUGCAUUCGAACUCACUCCUGAAAGCCAUCCUGAUUCGCCAGACCGAUAUGCUGCACUGGGGGUGUCAUACACCGAUCGAUACAGACGCCUUGGAAAGCUCGCUGAUCUCGAAAAGUCGAUUGAAUACCGCUCUCAUGCACUUGCACGCACUCCUGACCGUCACCCUCGCUUGCCAGAACGACACGCUGCACUGGGCAUGGCAUAUACCGAUCGAUACCAACACCUCGGCGAGCUUGCUGACCUCGAGAAGUCAAUCGAAUCCAAGUAUCGUGCACUCAAACUCACUCCCGACAGCCACCCAAGCUUGUCAGACCGCCAUGCUACGCUGGGCGUAUCAUAUAAUGAUAGAUACAAUCGUCUCGGCGAGCUUAGUGACCUCGAGCAAGCAACGGAAUACUUCUCUCGUGCACUUAAACUCACUCCCGGGGCUCACCCAGACUUCUCUGUCAGGCACGACAGUUGGGCCUUAUCUUGCUUUCUCCAAUAUCAGAGAACUCACAAUACUUCCCAUUUGGAUGCCUCACUUUCCUCCUUCCGCAAAGCUUCCCAGUUGUCCAAUGGGCCACCACGCGAUGUGUUUCGAAGCGCCCUACGUUGGGCAAAUCUUGCCUCUCAUCAUAGCCACUUAAACCCUAUCGAGGCAUUCCGCGCCACAAUCGACCUUCUUCCCCACUACAUCUCGCUUGGCGCUACCACCACUCAGCGGUACUACGAUCUAUCGUCAACCCAAAACUUGGCCGUACGGGCCGCCUCUGCUGCCAUUUUGUCGUCUCAAUAUGCUCUGGCACUCGAAUGGCUCGAACACGCACGAUGUGUGGUCUGGAGCCAGAGCCUUAUGCUUCGGUCUCCUGUGGACAUACUUUAUGACUCCCAUCGAGACCUUGCUACUGAGUUUCGUUCGGUUGCUCGACAACUUCAUCACGCCAACUCGCAAUCCUCAUCAACCCACUUAGCCACUGAUACCCCGGAGCAUCGCCAUCGUCUGGCCAGGGUGUACAAUGAUCUGGUAGCCCAAGUACGUAAACUAGAAGGUUUCGAGGACUUUCUUCUGCCAAUAAAAGCCAAUGAGCUGGUCAAGGUCGCUCGAAACGGGCCGAUUGUAGUCAUCAAUUGUGAAGUGACUCGUUGCGAUGCCCUGAUUGUGACGCCUGGCAGUGGCAAUGUUACUCACGUUCCUCUCCCUGGCUUUACUGCCGCGAAAGCUCAGUAUAUUCAUUUCGAGAUGACAAAAUCGAUCAGGAACAGAAGACCAAACGAGCGUAGCGUCCAACGCCGACCGGCGCCUGUUGAACAAAUCGAAUUUAUGCAAGUACUUGCAGAUCUUUGGUACGACAUCGUGAAGCCAGUGCUAGAUUUUCUUGGUUAUACGCAUAAAGAUGACAUAGUGUCCGAUAAUAUACCCCAUGUAACCUGGUGCCCGACUGGUGCACUAUCGUUCCUGCCCCUACAUGCUGCUGGAGAUUACGACGGGUCUCGAUCGAGAGUCUUCGACUAUGUAAUAUCAUCCUACACUCCUACACUUACUGCUCUUCUCUCUUCCUCUCCUAGCACUAUAGGCCCUAAUUCUCAAAUGGUCGUGGUUGGUCAAGAAGAUACACCAGGGCAUCAGGAGCUGCCCGGAACUACGAAGGAGCUCGAAGGCGUCCUGAACCAUAUACAAGGCAGAAUGGGACACUCAAAACUUCUGGGAAGUCAGGCGACUGUUACUGCCGUGCUCGACGCGAUGGAGAAACACGACUGGGUACACCUUGCUUGCCAUGCUCACCAGAACGUCCAUGAUCCAACCGAGAGCGGGUUCUUCCUGCACGAUGGUACCUUGGACCUUGCGUCCAUCAACCAGCGGUCCCUGAAGAACAAAGGCAUGGCCUUCCUCUCGGCUUGUCAGACCGCGACAGGCGACGAGCAGCUGCCUGACGAAGCGAUACACCUUGCAUCUGGUAUGCUGACGGCUGGGUACUCGAGCGUGAUUGCAACGAUGUGGUCGGUGUAUGACGAUGAUGCAGCGGAUGUAGCUGAUAGGGUAUAUGCACAGCUGAUGAAAGAUGGAAGGAUUGGUAAUGGAGAAGCAGGGAAAGCGCUACACAAUGCAGUUGGAGAGCUGCGAGACAGAGUCGGAGAGAAAGAAUUUAGUCACUGGGUGCCUUACAUCCAUAUAGGCUCGUAG
This is a messenger RNA of Rhizoctonia solani, 3405 nucleotides long. Its product is annotated as CHAT domain protein. The transcript is spliced from 2 exons. Gene Ontology annotation, molecular function: protein binding. The record is from RefSeq and is a predicted model, not a curated record. Bases 1 to 3405 code for a protein of 1134 amino acids. Lineage: Eukaryota; Fungi; Basidiomycota; Agaricomycetes; Cantharellales; Ceratobasidiaceae.